Triticum aestivum (bread wheat) is the source of this 1489-nucleotide messenger RNA. RefSeq names its product phosphatidylinositol/phosphatidylcholine transfer protein SFH6. The coding region runs from base 30 to 1133 and encodes 367 amino acids. The transcript has 9 exons. The record is from RefSeq and is a predicted model, not a curated record. NCBI's taxonomy places the organism in Eukaryota, Viridiplantae, Streptophyta, Magnoliopsida, Poales, Poaceae.
GUGCUUGAUAUGCUCAGACACUGCACCAGAUGUUUGUUGUAAAUGCUGGCGGUGGUUUCAAGCUACUAUGGAAUUCAGUGAAAGGUUUUCUUGACCCUAAAACGGUCUCAAAGAUACAUGUUUUGGGAACAAAAUUCCAAAGCAAACUUCUUGAAGUAAUAGAUGGAAGCCAACUUCCUGAAUUUUUGGGUGGAACAUGCACAUGUGCGGGUCAGGGAGGAUGCCUCAAGUCUAACAAAGGUCCAUGGAAUGACCCUAACAUUAUGAAGGUUGCACAUAACAAAGAAGCAAAGUUUGUAAGGCAUACAAGACGCUUAUCUGAGAUCGAGCAACGAAGGGGUUCAUUUGCUAGGUUACAUCUUUUGAAGGGUAGAAACAGUGACACGUCAACAGCUGAGUCAGGAUCAGAUGUUGAUGAUCUAGGUUCUCCUAUGAUGAGAAGCACAUUGGGGUGCAGUCGACUAGCUCCAGUUCGUGAAGAAAUGCAGAUGAGAGCACGAGAGUCUGCGGCUUAUUACAGUUGCGAUGAUCACUUUGUGGUGGUGGACAAAACAGUUGAUUAUGGCAGAGGAGGAUCAAUGCCAGAUAAACGCAGUGCCCCACAAGUAAGAGUACAAGCCCAGCCUUCAGGCACACAAAACACUCCAGGCUCUUCAAGAAACAGUCGUGCUAUACUAGUACCCAAAGAGAUUCCGGAGGAAGGGAAAUUCUAUCGUUUUCUCAGAUUACUGCUGGUUCUGGUUGUUAGGGUUUUUACCUUCUUACGCACAGUAUGCAGUCAGCCAGAGAUAACGAUGGUCAACAACCCACUACCUCCAGCUCCUGAGUUUGAACCCAUCUCUGGUGAUCAUCCAGCAGUUGAAGCGUUCAGUGUGGACCUUGUCAGUCCUGUCAUUGAGCGCCUUCAGAAGCUCGAGGGUCGGGUUGAUGAGCUCGGCAGCAAGCCCCCAGAGAUUCCCCUGGAGAAAGAACGCUCCCUCUUGGAUUCAUGGGAUAGGAUCAAAUGUAUCGAAUCUGACCUCGAAAGGACGAAGAAAGUUCUGCAGGCUACUGUGAUGAAGCAACUAGAAAUUGCAGACUCAAUAGACGAAGUUAUCUUGUCAAAGCUGCACAGGCGAAGAUUUUGUGCGUAAUAAACCAUCGUAACUCCUUAACAAUACGCACCAUGGGGGUAAUUAAACUUGAGACAACAUUUGGGGGGACAAAUUUGGCGGGAAAAGUUAUGCAUAAGACGGAUCCAACGAGUGUCAAAUGUACUUUAAGUUCAGAUUGGCUCAAAUAACGGGUGUUGGUCGGUCAUAGUGAAAUCACCCUGUUUCAUUAGUUAUCUUCUACUCACUCUGUAACGAAUAUAAGACGUUUUUUGGUGUAGUUGACUUCAGUAAAACGUCCUACAUUUUGUUACAGAGGUUGUAACUCCCAAGAAUUUGUCUGUUUUUCAUGUUUGCAAAGAGGAUAAUGGACGGACGCCAUAAAUGUGCUUCACGUA